AUGUCAACGUACCUUUUUAUUAUCAAAUAUGAGCUCCCUAUCGUUAUUCAAUCACUUACCGGAGCUAGAAAUGGUGAAUGGCACAUUCAUGGAGAUUAUCUUAUUCUGCUGGUUUCGGUUAUUCUCAUCUUGCCCCUCUCUCUGCCCAAGAAAUUAGGAUAUCUUGGUUACACCAGCAGUCUGUCUCUGCUCUGCAUGGUGUUCUUCCUGAUUGUGGUGAUUAUCAAGAAGUUCCAGAUACCGUGUCCUCUGCCUUUGACUAAUCAUGUGAAUGAAACCAUGCAGAACAGCAGCCACCACAGCGAAAACACCACCAGCAAUGAUGACCUUUGCAGGCCUAAAUACUUUGUCCACAACUCACAGACUGUCUAUGCUAUUCCCAUCCUUACCUUUGCCUUUGUGUGCCACCCUAGUUUACUACCCAUAUAUGGGGAGCUUAAAGACAGAUCACGCUCAACGAUGCAGAAUGUGGCCAACGUGUCCUUCUUGGCUACUUCCAUCAUGUACCUGCUGGCUGCUCUCUUUGGAUACUUCACCUUCAACAUCCAUGUGGAACCUGCACUGCUCCACACCUAUUCCAAGUACUUCAAGCAUGAUGUCCUCCUGUUGGUGGUUCGUCUGGCUGUACUGGCUGCUGUCACACUCACAGUCCCUGUGGUGCUCUUCCCUAUUCAUACCUCGAUCAGCCAUCUACUGUUCUCAACAACGGAGGUCAGCUGGAUCCAACACAUUAUUAUUACCGUAGCCCUGCUUGCAGGAACCAACACUGUAGUCAUCUUUGUCCCCAGCAUCAGAGAUAUCUUUGGCUUCAUCGGUGCCUCUGCUUCUGUUAUGCUCAUCUUCAUCCUGCCCUCAGCUUUCUAUAUCAAACUUGUCAAGAAGGAGUCAAUGAUGUCAAUGCAAAAGAUUGGGGCUACAAUGUUCCUGAUAUUAGGAUUCUUUGUCAUGUUUGGCUGCAUGACUCUGAUCUUCAUGGACUGGAUCUCCAACCAGUGAGGUCCCUGAUCAGGGCCACUGAUGCUCUUCUGGAGCAUUCUGCUGUUAUAUUGGCCGUUUCAAAGCCACUGAAACAUGUUUCAAGUUAUUUAAGGCAUAGUGGUUUUUAGUUACCUCAUAUUUACUCAUUUCUAAUACAUGUUCUAUUCUUGUACUGAAAUAUCUAUUUCUAUGUAAUGACUCUAGAGUGUCUUUUGUACUUUCUGUGUUGAGUGUGUUUCCAGAACCCAGGGUUACAAGGGUGUAACUAUUGUCUCUCCGUAGACAAGUGGGAUGUGUUUUGAUAUGCAUAGAGAAGUGUGAACCAAAACCACAAGUCGCCUUUGGAAGUAGAGGAAGAUUUUCCUGGGACCAAGAUCAACCUUUUAAAACUGCUUAUGCUUGUUUUAUGUAGAUAACAUUGCUGCUACUUCCCCCAUCCGUUAGAGCAAAAUGAUCAUGUAACUAGGGAUUUACCAAUAUGAAAUUAAAACAGAAGACUCAGCGGAGUGUACUUCAGAGCGUUAGGUGAUUGUAACUGAGCAUAUCUCCGUUAUAAUUAAGGCCACACUGACCCCCUGUUUCUAUCCGUGGGGUCAACUUGGACACUGUGGAGGAUUAUAAAUACAUAGGUGUGCACUUGGCCAAUAAAUUGGACUGGACUAAAAACAGAAAUGCUACAGGAAAGGCCAGAGCCAUCUCUUUCUUCUGAAGCUGCCAAGGUCCUUCAGCAUCUGCCAGACAAUCCUGCAGAUGUUUGUGGUGGCCAGUGCCAUUCUUUAUGCUAUUGCAUGCUUAGGCAGCAGACGAAAGGUGGAGGACGCCAACAGACCUAACAGACUCAUUCUCUCUGAUAGAAGUGUCAGAGAGGAGCAUGUUGGCCAGGAUCAAAUCCAUGCUGGACAAUUCUGCACACCAUCUUCAUGAUGUGCUGGUCACCCAAAAAAGCCCCUUCAGUCAAGGACUCAUUUCAUCACGCUGUACCACAGAGCGCCUCAGGAAGUCAUUCCUGCCCGCGGCCAUCAAAGUGUAUAAUUCAUCUCUCUCUGAAAGGCAUUUCAUUAAAUUACUUAUUAAUAUUUAUUUCAUGACUUCAUUAUACUCAACCACAUAGUCAUGUGCAAUAAUUUUGAUUUGCUGCUGAACAGCAUUGUAAAUAUUGUCGCUGUCACAUGUGUCGUCUGUCAACAUGUCAUUACAUUAUAUAUCUCAUUUUAUUCUAAUCUUAUUUUAUUCUUAUAUCUUAUUUUACAAAGUUUAUAUGGGAAGUAUGUGUU
This is a messenger RNA of Cyprinodon variegatus (sheepshead minnow), 2252 nucleotides long. RefSeq names its product sodium-coupled neutral amino acid transporter 2-like. The coding region runs from base 1 to 996 and encodes 331 amino acids. The transcript is spliced from 10 exons. Gene Ontology annotation, molecular function: L-glutamine transmembrane transporter activity. Gene Ontology annotation, biological process: L-glutamine transport; amino acid transmembrane transport. Lineage: Eukaryota; Metazoa; Chordata; Actinopteri; Cyprinodontiformes; Cyprinodontidae. The record is from RefSeq and is a predicted model, not a curated record.